Molecule: messenger RNA, 1194 nt
Organism: Rasamsonia emersonii CBS 393.64
Lineage: Eukaryota; Fungi; Ascomycota; Eurotiomycetes; Eurotiales; Trichocomaceae
Product: o-methyltransferase
Exons: 2
Coding region: 1-1194 (397 amino acids)
Molecular function (GO): O-methyltransferase activity
Source: RefSeq, a predicted model, not a curated record
AUGGCAACAACAGUCUCGUCCACUCUCACGGGCCUGGAGAGCCUGCUGGCCGCCGACAGCAUCCCCGACGAGCUCUGGCAAGACGACGCAACUCGGAAGCGUCUUCUUCAAGCCUGCAGGCGAGUGAGCCUCCGACUGGAGAAGCCAUGGGACACGGUGCAGCGACUCUCGUACCUCCCGCUCGAAUUGAGCGUCGCACGCAUUGGCGGCGACAUGGCGCUCUGGAAGACGCUGGUGGACCUGGACAGGUCCUCCACAGUCGACGAGCUUGCUAAAAUCACUGGGUCCGAUGCAACGCUUGUGACUCGCAUCUUGCGAUACGCUGCUUCUGUCGGCAUGGUGGAGGAGCGAGGAGAGAACGUGUUCAAGCCGUCGAAUAUCACACGGAAUAUGAUCGCUCCGGGGAUGCAGGCGGGAUUCUUUCAUGCGAUCGAAAACUGUGCCCGUCCAUACAUUGCCUUGCCCGAAUUUCUCGCCAGGACAGGGUAUCAAAAUCCGACGGAUCCGAAGCGGACGGCCUUCCAGCUGGGCCACGAUACCGAUCUGCACAUCUUUCAAUGGUAUGCGGCCCAUCCGAAAAACAUCGCCACGUUCAGCGAAUAUAUGGAAGUGCAACGGGUCGACGAGCCUAAGUGGCUGUCUGCGUUCCCGUUGCAGGACUACUGUGACAUCAGCACGAAUAAUCAUGAAGAUACUAUCGCAUUCGUCGAUAUCGGCGGCGGGCACGGGCACCAAUGCGUCGCCCUUCUCCAGGAGUUCCCCCAGCUGAAAGGGCGAGUCGUGCUGCAAGACCUGGAGAAGGUGCUCGAGGGCGUCCGGAUUGACGGGGUGCAAGUGAUGGUGCACGACUUCAUGACCGAGCAGCCGGUCAAGGGGGCACGGAUCUACUACCUGCGAGACGUCCUGCACGACUGGCCCGACCAUGUCUGCGAGACGAUCCUCUCGCGGAUCAUCGACGCCAUGUCCGACCAGUCGGUCAUCUUGAUCGAUGACCUGGUGUUGCCCGCCACGGGGGCCCAUUGGUACGCAACCGGACUGGAUCUGGCGAUGAUGAGUCUCGUUGCGGCCCAGGAACGCAGUUUGCCUGAGUGGCAUCGUCUGCUGCAGAAUGUGGGAUUGGGGAUUAAGCAGCUGGUCAAGUAUACGGAUAAGGGUGAUUCGAUCAUUGUUGCUGCGAAGGACGAAGAAAGGUGA